Caenorhabditis briggsae is the source of this 990-nucleotide messenger RNA. Lineage: Eukaryota; Metazoa; Nematoda; Chromadorea; Rhabditida; Rhabditidae. Bases 1 to 990 code for a protein of 329 amino acids. Gene Ontology annotation, molecular function: protein binding. The record is from RefSeq and is a predicted model, not a curated record. The transcript has 4 exons.
AUGGCCAAUGAAGUCAUCAGCUAUAAAAGCGACCCGAAAAUAAUCGAUAUGAAGUCGCAUGUCCUGGAUUCGAGCACUAGCAAUAGCUUAAAAUGUAUCUGGAGUGGAUUUGUGAUGAAAAAACGGGGUCCGAUCAGUUUUUCGUGGACUUUUGACCUGCAAGAAUGGAAAAGUGCUGGAUAUUCUGGAUUUACUGGUUAUAUCCUAGUUAAACCAGUGCUGAACGACCAGAAGGCGUUCCCAACGAUUCAAAUUGGUUGUGACCUGUCGAAAAGUGUUCAAAUGGUCACAAGAACUCUAAAAACUGAUGGAGAGAAGAGAAAAAGCGUGGGCGUGAUGUUUGAGUACUAUUUGUUGCCUAUAGUGAAUCCGGAGCUGGAAAUUGUGUUUCCGAAAGCUCCAGAAUUCGUGGAAGUGGGUCCAGCGACUCCAGAAGUGAGCUCCAGCAACGAAGUGAGCGAAGAAGUGGCCUCCUAUGGUGAUUUGUUCCUUCCAUCGGAGAGAAAUGACACAAUUUUGGUGGUCGGCGCCAAAUUGUUGUACGUUAAUAAGAAGUACCUCUCCUACUAUUCCGACUACUUUGAAGCACUUUUCACGUCUUCUGAAGACAACGAAAAGAAUCUAAACCUACCGUAUUCGAUUGAUGACGUGGAAUACGAUGACUUUGAGCUCCUUAUCAGAGCCAUUUAUCCGGAUAUCAAGUUUCCAGAUUACAAAUGUUACCCGAAACUUCUCGAACUUGCUGAGCGCUUCAAAAUGCCAGUUAUCACUCAAAAAGUGGAAAAUCGACUUCUGAAUACUACGAAAUUCGAAAUCCACGAAUUAUUGCUCAUGGCUGAUAAAUACCGUAUGCCACGUCUUCUGGAGCGAGCAAUUCUGAUGAUUAAUUCGACGGAAAAGGCCAAAAAAUUGAAGGCGUCGGCGGAAUUGGCCGAAUUGUCUCUUGAAACCAAAGGACACCUUUUCGAGAGACUCAUCAUGAUAAUUUGA